Pseudocercospora fijiensis CIRAD86 is the source of this 3288-nucleotide messenger RNA. RefSeq lists its product as uncharacterized. Bases 1 to 3288 code for a protein of 1095 amino acids. Lineage: Eukaryota; Fungi; Ascomycota; Dothideomycetes; Mycosphaerellales; Mycosphaerellaceae. The record is from RefSeq and is a predicted model, not a curated record. The transcript is spliced from 29 exons.
AUGGCAGAAGGAUUCAAGACCUCGACGAAGCAAUAUCCAGAAAGUGCAAUGUGCGAUGUCCAAGUAAGAAAAGUCGGGCGCAUUGACGAUGCUCAAGAGUGCCUUCCAAUCUUCCCUGAGCAACCAGUCAACGAUGCAUUCCAGGUGUCGUUCGAGCUUUUGGAGGCUGCAGCAAGUGUCAUGAGUAGGUAUGGUCAAAGGAAGCAGUCUCAGAAGCGAGAAGCAGCAAUGAAUGGCCGCUCGGAAAAGAGCGGUUUUGGUCUGCUCUGGCAGGCUGACUCCCUGCCGUCUCGAAGCCAUUUCACGCCCGUCAUUUCCGAUCACAACUUGGCGCAACUUUUGUUCACACGAUGCGCGGUGCACGCUGAACACGCAGCGCGAUGCGCGUUGUGCACGCAGCGCAGGGCACGCCGUACACGCAGUGCGGGGAACGCUGUACACGCAGUCACGAUCUGUACACGCAACGCGGGGCACGCCGUACACUCAGCCCACCACACCCCGCCAACCGACGAACCUAGCAAAAAGGUCUCCGCUUUUCAGAGCUCACAACAAACACUAUGCUACCACAUUAACUGCGCAAUGCCGCUCUGCAUCAUCAACCAGCGCGGCGCAACCUGCAAAGUGCACAGGAGUGUGACGAUAAACCCCGCUAACCGACCACCCGACCAAGAAGCUCCUCGCUUUUCUGAACUCAGAACAAACACCAUGCAACCACAUCAACUGCGCAAUGCCGCUCGACAUUAUGAAUCCGCGUGGCGCAACGUGGAAGUGCAGAGGACGAUACGCCCUCCCAACCGACCAACCGGCCAAACAGCUCUCCGCUUUUCUGCGCUCGAAACAAACACUAUGCCGCUACAUCAUUUCCCCAAUGGCGCUCGACAUCAUCAAUCAGCGCUUACUACUGGAGCCAACUCCGACAAACCUGAUCCCCAGCCAGAGGAAUCCAGCCAACAGCCCACAGCGACAGGGACACAACUGCGCAAAGCCACCCAACGCUCCGAAAUCGCCGAAGCCCACAUCAAAGACGCAUACCGAGUGAUCGCAGAGUUGCAGGAAGACUUGGCCAGAGAGGCUAUAAGGCGCGCCAGGGAAAUCGCAGCUUGGGAAGAGAAUGUGCGCGAUGAGAAGGUCAAGGUGGAGAGAUUGCAGGCGAGAGAGCAGAUGCUGUCAGCAGAGCCAAGCUGCGGAGAUCAGACAGUUGAGGUGGGCUGUGCAGGGGAUUAUGGAGAAGAGCUUGAGAGAGGAGGAGGCGAAGGAGAGGGAGAUGAAUGUGAUUACGAGAUGAGCAUGAAUGCACACGACACAUUACAGUCACGAUGGGCAAUGCAAGGAAUUAUGGGGGAUGCUUUGAGAGGGGAGGAGGCCACUGGCGCAUGCUGCAUAGUAUGGUACUUCGGCGGCACUCAUUUCACCCCGAACGCAAGGCACAAGAGAAGGGAGAUGCACAUGAAUGAACACGGACACAUUGCAAUGGAAUGGAGUGGAGAUCAGUACAACAAGCACUGGCGCAUGCUGCAGAAAAUGAGCUUUCGUCCUAUCCUGGCCUCGAUACCAAUCUCUCUUCCAUGCUCGGAGUGCUUUGGCGGCGCUCAUUUCACUCUGAACGCAGGGCACGAGAAAGAACAUAAGCUUUGUCCCAUCCUGGCCGCAACACCAAUCUCUCUUCCAUUCUCGAUCCUGAAGAUCAUGCUCAUCAGGAGAAGGUCGAGGAUUGUGCUUCACGCGCUCGUGGGAGUACUUUCGGCCCGCAUGCAUGGGAGAUGCAUGAUUGAAGGCCGAGAUUAUGAUUGGAGUCGUCUGAUCCGAGAGAUAGGAACCGUAUUCUUCGAGAACUUCUUCAUCUCAGCUACACGGGAUUCCGCCCAUUUCCCUACCCUACUUGAUGCACGCUUGACAUCUCGCCUCAAUGGUCGUGCUCGGUCAAGCUGUCCCUCGUCCGACUUAUCAAUCGAGUGCUCGAGCUCCUCCUACACCAGUGCGGAGAUCUCGCCUACUUCCUCUUCCCCGGUCCCAAGCAUCUGCAUAUGGAAUCUGGCAUCUGCUGUAUUUGUGGCAUCUCCGGCUCGAGUCCAUUCUCGGACUCCGCUUCUGACUGUGCUUUUGGCCUUCGUCCGCGAUCCGAUGACUCCAUGGAAAACCCACUGGCGCGAUGCAAGUGCACUUCCCUGCACAUCCCUGCACAUCCGGACCGAAACUGACAUGAGCAAACUCUCCCAGCCAGACGAUGUUUUUGAGCCGAUCCAGGCCGAACGAGACGCGUGCGUCGCUGGUGAGUGUGGCCUGCUCUUGGCAUCCACCAAGGAUGCCCUCGAGCACUGGCACAUGACCAAGAACAAGGCCGCCCUUGUCUCGCCUGCUGGCAGCGACCUGGACCUCAUCGGGGCCCUGGAGCGCAUCAAUGGCAACCAUAUCAGCUUUUGCGAGUCAGUUCUUGCCAGCCGCACGAGGGGCGAGUGCGGACAUGUUGGGAGGCGCGGCUCGUGGUUGGAGCUUGUGGGUACUGUCCAGGCCGUCGACGACGCCAUUGGCCUUGAGGCUGAGGAGGACGCGGAGGGUUUACAUUUGACGAGCACAAUGAUACUUGCGUCCCGAAAGAAGAAGUUGGUUCCGCUCAAUGCCAUAUCCAUCUCUGCUCACCUGCAAUUUGAGACUCUGAGAACCUUUUCAAAUCGCCUAGGCCUGUGCCUCUUAUGUCGCCUUUUGCAGAAGGGCGUGGAGAUACGCGGGAUCGAGGAAGCCUACCUUCUCCAAGUCGGUCGCAUGAACAGAACCGAUACGGCUUCAAGCAAUGCAGCAAUUUGGUUGUUGUCUUCUUUGGAAAUGUCGCAGUCUGAUCACCACAAUAUGAUUACUCUUAAAUCAGCGCUGCUGUCCGACUAUGCCUCCCCAAGCUUUGUACGCCGCAAAGCUCCGAGCCAAAUCCAAUGCAAAGAAUUCAUCGUGUCUAGAAGACCUGUUAGAUUGGUGCCGAAUCAAGGCUUGAUGAGUUGUGCGAAGAUGUAUAAAUGCUCGGUACCAGAUAUUAUGAAUUCUCGUUCUUGGAUAUAUAGCAGAAUGGAAGGUGAUUGGAGCCUCAAAGACAAAGACAUUCAGAGAUUUAAAAAGCGAGCGAAGUUUUUGUUUGGGACAAAGCAAAAUGUAUACUUGAGAGACUUCCAAGGAGCGGACAUUUUGAUCCUCAAGACAGUACGGAGGUCCAAAGCAAUUGCAUUGAUUGAAGGCUCCGCAGACUGGCUAACAUCGAUCUACAAUAUUGAUGCCGAAAGCAGGAAGUUGGAGGUAUUAUGA